GUGUGGCAAUGCUAUGUAUUGUUGAAAGCUGAAUUUUCAUUGUGAGUGGAGGUGGAAGGAAAAAACGUUCAAUUGCAGCAUAUUGGACAAUGUCGUUCCAAAAGCAGCUUCGUGAGCUUUUAAAGCCGUAUUAUUGGAUAAAUAUUUUUCUUUCAAUUUCAUAUGUACUCGCGAAAAAAUUGGUUCCAUUAUGUGGAAAACUUUUUAAGCAUCGCGGAGAAGAUAUGUGCGAAUUGGAUAGCCGUGAAACCGAGAUUUUAUUUUUUCUACUAAUUGUGGUUAUGAUACGGUCACGCAAAACAGGAAGCGUCACGAUGGUUAAUUACCUGUCUGCGUCUUUCCUCUACACAAAGGUGGCGAAUGCCAUUCUUUGGGCUUACAGUGAUUUUCGGUACGGCAUUGGUUUCUUUUUAUUGUGCGUAUUAGUCAGUACUGUAUUGCCAGAACCAUCUUACAGUGGUCCUGAACACAUAAUCUACUUUCGUAAUAUGCAUACUUUUGAAGAAGAAUUGGUUCGAGACAAACGAAUAAAUUGGAUGAUUUGUUUCUAUACAGUAUGGAAUCCAAGCUGCGUAAAUUUUGCUCCCAUUUUCGCUGAACUUUCCGCCGAAUACAAUUUGGAAAAUUUGAAGUUUGGCAAAGUGGACAUUGGCCGUUUUCCAGAUGUAGCACAAAAAUAUCGAAUAUCUGAUAGCAGUUUUUCACGUCAAUUGCCAACAGUUAUAUGUUUUAAAAAUGGAAAAGAAGUGGAACGGCGGCCAUGCGUAGAUGCAAAAGGAAAGUUACAAAAAUUUUUUUUCUCAGCGGAUAAUAUACGUGCCGCAUUUGGCUUGAACCAGCUUUAUAAAGAAUGUGUCGAGAAUUCCAUAAAGAAGCCCAAGCAGAUGAUCACCACUGCAACCACAGCAGUAAAAAAAUCACAAUAGAUGCGUUCCCUCAACAGUUUAAUCUAUAUAAGAUGAACGACCCGGAUUUACAUCUGGUCAAGGGCUGUCACAUCAGCACUAAAUAAAGACAAAAUAACUAAAAACCA
This is a messenger RNA of Anastrepha ludens (Mexican fruit fly), 1033 nucleotides long. Its product is annotated as thioredoxin-related transmembrane protein 2 homolog. Gene Ontology annotation, cellular component: membrane-bounded organelle. The coding region runs from base 90 to 926 and encodes 278 amino acids. The transcript is spliced from 2 exons. Gene Ontology annotation, molecular function: disulfide oxidoreductase activity. NCBI's taxonomy places the organism in Eukaryota, Metazoa, Arthropoda, Insecta, Diptera, Tephritidae. The record is from RefSeq and is a predicted model, not a curated record.